Podarcis raffonei (Aeolian wall lizard) is the source of this 1202-nucleotide messenger RNA. Its product is annotated as vomeronasal type-2 receptor 26-like. Gene Ontology annotation, biological process: G protein-coupled receptor signaling pathway. Bases 295 to 1197 code for a protein of 300 amino acids. Lineage: Eukaryota; Metazoa; Chordata; Lepidosauria; Squamata; Lacertidae. Gene Ontology annotation, molecular function: G protein-coupled receptor activity. The transcript has a single exon. Gene Ontology annotation, cellular component: membrane. The record is from RefSeq and is a predicted model, not a curated record.
CAUUCAUUGUACCUCUCAUGGCUCAGAAGAUUUUAGCUGUAAUAUUGCUCUCAUUUCACUACAGAACAGCUUGUGAUUCUAAGAAAGAGGAGGAGGACCACUAAAACAUAGAGAUGUCCUCUAUGUAGAAAUUCCAGAUUUGACUCAUGAGAUUUAUUUUUGAAAUAUCUCAGACAAAAGUCUUUGAGCUAGAAGUUUUGAAAGCUACCCUGCUAAAGAACAUUAACUAGUUGAACUCCUGAUGACUAAAAUUCUUAAGAAUUGUCUUUGUAAUUUCAUUUUGUCUUUUCAGAGAUGGAAACAUGUAUCAGUUGCCCAGCAAAUAAGUAUCCAAACCAAGACCAGGAUAAUUGCAUUCCUAAAAUACCAAACUUUCUGGGCUUUGAUGAAACUUUAGCCAUCAUUUCAACUUCCUCAGCACUACUGUUCUCUCUCAUCACAGCUCAAGUGCUGGGCAUCUUCAUUAAACACCGGGACACUGCCAUCGUCAAAGCCAACAACAGAAGCCUCACUUACAUUCUCCUUGUGUCCCUUCUCUUGUGUUUCCUCUGCUCCUUGAUGUUCAUUGGAACACCUAAGCAGGCAACCUGCCUUCUCCGACAAACAAGUUUUGGCAUCGUCUUCUCUGUGGCCCUCUCCAGCAUCUUGGCCAAAACUAUAUCAGUCGUUUUGGCAUUCAUGGCUACCAAGCCAGGAUCCACAAUCAGGAAGUGGGUAGGCAAAAAACUGGCUUAUUCCAUCAUCCUCUCAGGCUCCAUCGUUCAAGUAGGGCUUUGUAGUCUUUGGCUGGCAACUUUCCCCCCUUUUCCAGAUUUGGACAUGCAGUCAAUGAGUGAAGAAAUUAUAUUCUUAUGUAAUGAAGGGUCAGCCUUCAUGUUCUUCUGUGUUUUGGGCUACAUGGGCUUCCUGGCCACUGUCAGCUUCACUGUGGCUUUCCUAGCUAGGAAGUUGCCAGACAGUUUCAACGAAGCCAAGUUCAUCACCUUCAGCAUGCUGGUCUUUUGCAGUGUUUGGCUCUCCUUCAUUCCAACCUACCUGAGCACCAGAGGAAAAUACAUGGUGGCUGUGGAGAUCUUCUCUAUCUUGGCUUCUAGUGCUGGAUUACUGGCUUGCAUCUUUUUCCCGAAAUGCUACAUUAUUGUAGUGAGGCCUGAGUUGAACACCAGAGAGCAUUUAAUACAAAAAAGAUAUAAAUAAUAUAA